Molecule: messenger RNA, 1322 nt
Organism: Gekko japonicus
Lineage: Eukaryota; Metazoa; Chordata; Lepidosauria; Squamata; Gekkonidae
Product: sodium/potassium-transporting ATPase subunit alpha-3-like
Exons: 7
Biological process (GO): potassium ion import across plasma membrane; sodium ion export across plasma membrane; proton transmembrane transport
Molecular function (GO): P-type sodium:potassium-exchanging transporter activity
Source: RefSeq, a predicted model, not a curated record
GGCGACUGAUCUUCGACAACCUGAAGAAGUCCAUCGCCUACACCCUGACCAGCAACAUCCCCGAGAUCACCCCCUUCCUGCUGUUCAUCAUGGCCAACAUCCCGCUGCCCCUGGGAACCAUCACCAUCCUCUGCAUCGAUUUGGGAACCGACAUGGUGCCGGCCAUCUCCUUGGCUUAUGAAGCAGCCGAGAGUGACAUCAUGAAGCGUCAGCCGCGAAACCCCAGAACCGACAAGCUGGUGAACGAGCGGCUGAUCAGCAUGGCCUACGGACAGAUCGGAAUGAUUCAAGCACUGGGAGGUUUCUUCUCCUACUUUGUGAUCCUGGCCGAGAACGGGUUUCUUCCAUCCGUGCUGGUUGGCAUCCGUCUGAACUGGGACGACCGGACAUGCAAUGACCUGGAGGAUUCCUAUGGGCAGCAGUGGACCUACGAGCAGCGCAAAGUCGUGGAAUUCACCUGCCACACGGCUUUCUUCGUCAGCAUCGUGGUGGUGCAGUGGGCCGACCUGAUCAUCUGCAAAACCAGAAGGAAUUCAGUCUUCCAGCAGGGCAUGAGGAACAAGAUCCUUAUUUUUGGUCUCUUUGAGGAGACUGCCCUGGCGGCUUUCCUGUCGUAUUGUCCCGGAAUGGACGUGGCGUUGCGAAUGUAUCCCCUGAAGCCUAGUUGGUGGUUCUGCGCCUUCCCGUACAGCUUCCUCAUCUUCGUGUACGACGAAAUCCGUAAACUCAUACUGCGCCGUAACCCAGGAGGAUGGGUGGAGAAGGAAACCUACUAUUGAGCCUCUUCCUUGGUCCAUUGCUGGUGUCUCCCCUGCAAGGGGGUGGGCACUCCCCCGUCCAAAAUCCCCCCUCCCUUUCCGAACACGAGAGUGUGGCUGGGACCGUCUUCUCGGACGCAGAAACAACAAACCGGUUCCCCGUUCCCAAACCCCUGCUCCCCCCCCCCAACAUUUGGGUGGCUGAGAUAAACAAUUAGUCUCUGUCUCAUCCUGCCUGCAUGUCCCCGGCCGGAGGCGAGGGGGAGGGAAACCCCUCCAGGUCCCCUCCCUCGGCUCUCUGCCCUCUUCUUUGUUUUCUUUUGGGGGGGGGAAUGCGGGGAGAGGGUCAUGUGUGCCACAGACAAAUGGAUUUACCUCUGCAAAAUACUCCUUUAGGAGCUUCCCCCCCCCAUACCUUUAAAAUCCCUUUCCCUAGCUGGAAUCGAACCUGGGACCAGUGGGGGCCGAGAGGGGGGGGGGGAAUUAUGCCUCGGAUAUGUGAAGCCAAAUGUGACAGGGUUACUGUUAAUCCGGUUAGCAGAAGUAGAGACUUUUGACCCCACC